AUGGUGUGCCGCUUCGUCACUCUCCUGGCCCUCGUGCUGUGUGCGUCCUCCACCCACGCAAUCGACACCGACACCCUCCUCUCACACACGGCCAGCAAGGCACGCGCCAAGACAGAGAAGACAAGGGCCGCCAUCGAUGAGCAGCUCGCCACGAUGCCCGACCCCGUCCCCACCGCCAUGCGCGCCGACGUGUCAGUGAAGGAGAGUGCGGCAACGGGGCAAUCGUCCGUCGUGCACAAUGAUGAUGAUGAGACACAGAUGCCGCCGUCCAUGAGAUUCAUGCAAACACAGAGCAAGGUAUGGGAGUGGACGUCUCACGUGCCCUCACAUUUUCUCGCUGAACGUCUCUGUGUGUGUGUGUCUCUUGUUUUGUUUUGUUGGUUGUGCAGCUGCGUUCUCGGAGCAAGAUCAUCGGCGACGAAGUGAGUCUGCAAUUGAGACAUGCAAUAGACCAAUGCAGUCUGCUCUCAUGUGAUCUGAUGCACAAUGCAGGCUCCACCACCGUACCCAGUCAUCGUGAGACAGACAGACAGACAGACAGACAGGAGGAACAGACACAUUCAUGUGAAUGUCUGAAUGAGUGCAGAAUGUGCACAUGGAGGAGCCGGCGGCUGACAGCCACGUGGAGACACAAGUGCUGGAGGAAAGACGUGCUGAGAGAUUGCGACUCGCUGAACUGGAAAGACAGGUCAGACCAACACACCUAUCAUGUGUAUGCGUCUCUCAUGUGUGUGUCUCUAUGUGUGUGCAGGAAGAGGCUGACAAGGAGAGCUUUCAGAACAUGCUGUCGAUGCAGAACAUGCAGGUCGUCCCACACAAUAUGCCAUCCAAAAUCAUGUGAAUGUGUGUGUCUCUCUUGGUUGGCCUCAUCAGUUGCAGCGUCUGUCCGAUCUGUCAGCAUCUUUGGGCGAGGUGGGCCGCCAAGUGGUGCAGAGCAACAGAAUCCGCGCCAAACAAGACCAGAAGGCAGGAUCGAAAGUUCAAAUCAUACAGUACGAGAACCAGCCGCAGGAGAACCACAUCGACAUCAGGUGCGCAUACCCAAAGAACCGACACAUGCCUGACAGACACGCGCCUCCCUCACACAAAUGUGUGUGAUGUCCUCUGCCAGACAACUGAAGGGCCUUCGGGCACUCCUCAGCCGAUGA
Molecule: messenger RNA, 1148 nt
Organism: Vitrella brassicaformis
Lineage: Eukaryota; Vitrellaceae
Source: the annotation of a GenBank genome assembly